Pseudopipra pipra is the source of this 677-nucleotide messenger RNA. It is a transcript of the gene SNAPIN, whose product is annotated as SNAP associated protein. The record is from RefSeq and is a predicted model, not a curated record. NCBI's taxonomy places the organism in Eukaryota, Metazoa, Chordata, Aves, Passeriformes, Pipridae. Gene Ontology annotation, molecular function: SNARE binding. The transcript has 5 exons. Bases 16 to 531 code for a protein of 171 amino acids. Gene Ontology annotation, biological process: endosome to lysosome transport; lysosome organization; intracellular protein transport. Gene Ontology annotation, cellular component: BLOC-1 complex; synaptic vesicle; BORC complex.
GAGGGGAACGGGCAAAUGCCGGAAACGGGAUUGAGGGGGUUGAGGAUGUUCCUGAGCUGCGCCUCGUCUGUUCCCACUCGGGACUACAUUGCCCAUCAGCCCCCGCGGCCUUUCCCGUCCCUGCGGACUCGGUUUCCCAGCAGCCCCCGCGGCGCGUGGGGGGCCAAGAUGGCGGUGGGGAGCGGCCCCGCGGCCCGGGAGCUCUUCGCUGAAGGGCUGCUGCAAUUCCUGCGCCCCGCCGUGAGACAGCUCGACCGUCACGUCCACAGCGUCAGGGAGAGCCAGGUGGAGCUGCGGGAGCACAUCGACAGCCUGGCCACAGAGCUUUGCCGCAUCAACGAGGACCAGAAGGUGGCCCUUGACCUCGACCCCUACGUGAAAAAGCUGCUCAACGCCCGGCGCCGGGUGGUGCUGGUCAACAACAUCCUGCAGAACGCCCAGGAGCGGCUACGGAGGUUGAACCACAGCGUGGCCAAGGAGACCGUGCGGAGGAGGGCAAUGCUGGAGGCUGGGGGCUACCAGGGCAAGUGAGAGCCAGGGGAGCAGGUAUCCCCGGGAUCACAGCCUUGGGAAUUCGGGGGGUGUCCCUCCUCACCUGCCACACGGGGAGCAGGGACCCCCCCCGAGUCGUGUGCCCGGAUUUGGGGGUGCUGGAAUAAAAGUGACGCUGGAGUCCG